AUGGCUGGGUGCAGGCUCGAGCUGUUGCUAGUCCUGACUUGGACUCUGCUGCCGGUGUCCGUCCGGGGGUGGGAGCGCAUAAAUGAAACUCAGCUUCGCAGUUUGUAUGAGCCCGGAGAGAGGGGCGAACCACAUGACCCUACAGAUUACAGUAGUGGCCUUGACCAGGGUGAAGCUAAAAUUCUUGAAGAUGUGGUCCUUGAAGCCGAAGACCCACGCACUAUGGUGGUGGUGGUGUGGACCGUGGGUUCCAGUGAAAGUGGCUUCCAAAUUAUUCUGCCAACAGGACCUUUGAGUGAGGUCAAGGUGUUUGGCUCUGGGGACAGUCUGCUGCCUAUUGUUGGUGCGCCAGAAAACUGUGGUUAUGAAGUGGAUCUGCUGAAGAACACCUUAACUGUACCCUUCAAUGGGUGCAAUGUGGAGCGGCAUGCGGAUGGCUUCAGUCUACAGCUGUUGUACACCGAUACACUUGGCCAGAAACGAGUGUCGACCACAUCUUGCGACAAGUUUGAUCCAGAAAUGGUGCCACGUUCAGGUGGUGGGCCCUUGAUGUGUGUUAAACUGGUCAGAGAUCCACAAGCACUGGUUCCACCAGCUAUGUUACCGGUUCCUUCAGUACCACAACCAGGAUUGCCCCAACCAGCAUUCCCUCAAUCAUCACCAACAUUAAGACAACAUUGCAGCAUCCCUGUGGGAGAGCAGGUGAGAUGUGGUCAUUAUGGAAUAUCUAUCCCAGAAUGUCGGGCCAUGGGCUGUUGUGUGGAUUUGCUAGCGUCUGUCUGCUACUACCCACUUGAAGAGUGCACAGUGGAUCAACAUUUUGUAUUUGCCAUUCGGUACAACUCUGCAUCCAUCCCUGUUGAUCCUACCAGACUGAUUGUUCCUGGAAAUCCAGAGUGUAAACCAGCCAUUGUUAACAACCAGGUCGCCAUCUUUAAGUUCAAAGUUACAGAAUGUGGAACCCAUUCUUAUGAUGUUGGUGAGGUGACGAUAUACCUGGCUGAAGUGCAGAGUAUUGUUCACGCUCUCAAUCUAAAGUAUGGUGUCAUUACAAGAACUGAUCCACUCAGAUUCCUGAUUGAGUGCCGCUAUAACAAAUGGGGCACUGCUCAGUCAAUGGCUAGUGUUGGCUACAUGGUGAAGACCCCACCUUCCAGUAUGCCUUCUUCAGUCAUCUCUAACAGUUUAUAUGGUGUCGAGUUGAGAAUUGCCAAAGAUGAGACUUAUUCAAGUUUCUAUGACCAUCACCAUCAGCCCUUGCGGCUGCUCCUCGGCCGCCCUGUGUAUCUUGAAUUGCGCCUCAGCUCUCCUAACGCAGAUGCAAUAAUUCUUGUGAAUUACUGCCUUGCAUAUCCUCGUUCUGCAAGAAAUGCUCUGGUGCUAAUCUAUGAAGGGUGUGCCAAUCCUCAUGAUCCACAUGUGUCCAUACUUAAAGUCAGCAAUGUUCCUGGAGUGAAUCAUGAAAAACGCUUUAUAGUGAGUGCCUUCCAGUUCAUGGAUCAAAGGACAAACAAGUACCUAAAUGAAGAGAUUUAUUUCAUGUGCUCUGCAGAAGUUUGUCUGCCAGCAGAAAAGAGAUGUGAUGAGCGGUGCUUUGAUGGGAGGAUUGCACAAACCCAAGGGAACCUGGGUCUGUCCUGGGGCCUCAUUCCAGUGGGAUGUGCUAGAAAUGCCUGA
Messenger RNA from Neolamprologus brichardi, 1677 nucleotides. The record is from RefSeq and is a predicted model, not a curated record. NCBI's taxonomy places the organism in Eukaryota, Metazoa, Chordata, Actinopteri, Cichliformes, Cichlidae.